AUGGUUAUCCGUCAGUCUACGAUGGAUUGCGACGAGAUGCGCAAGAAGAUCAACGAAUUCCUGGGUGAAAAAAUCAUCACUCAAACAGCUUUUCUGAAAGCCUUGGGAAAUGUCAGUGCCAACAGUUUGCGCAGCUUUAUUAGCUUGAAACGACACUCAAACAUAAACAGAACGGACCUUCGCAGCCGUGUGUCCCACACAAACUCCACACAAACGAUUUCCGACCAGCACGCAGGCACGUGGCGCAACACAGAGCUCGACGGCAGUUCUCCGUCCGUACUGACGGACACAGGUGACCCCAAGAAGCGCAAAGCGACUCUAUCGCUGCGCAAAGACCAUUACCAGGUUAUCCAGCAAGUGUGA
Phytophthora nicotianae INRA-310 is the source of this 363-nucleotide messenger RNA. RefSeq lists its product as hypothetical. The coding region runs from base 1 to 363 and encodes 120 amino acids. The transcript has 2 exons. NCBI's taxonomy places the organism in Eukaryota, Oomycota, Peronosporomycetes, Peronosporales, Peronosporaceae. The record is from RefSeq and is a predicted model, not a curated record.